Molecule: messenger RNA, 2260 nt
Organism: Xenopus laevis (African clawed frog)
Lineage: Eukaryota; Metazoa; Chordata; Amphibia; Anura; Pipidae
Gene: loxl1.S
Product: lysyl oxidase like 1 S homeolog
Exons: 7
Coding region: 443-2023 (526 amino acids)
Biological process (GO): collagen fibril organization
Cellular component (GO): extracellular region
Molecular function (GO): copper ion binding; oxidoreductase activity, acting on the CH-NH2 group of donors, oxygen as acceptor; protein-lysine 6-oxidase activity
Source: RefSeq, a predicted model, not a curated record
AGUUGGGGGCGAGUGAGGGAGAGCAAUGGGCAUAGAAAAGAGGCUUGUACUGACUGAGGAAAGUGAUAAACAAGAGGAGAGAGCAGGGAGCACAUGGGAAACGAGUCAGUAGAAGUUAAAAUAACGGGACAGUGAAGAAGUGACUCCUCCCUCGGAGGCUACAGCACCAUUGGCUCCUAACUGCUAUACUUAUCCGUCUUCUACAAGGAACUGAAGCUAAAUGAGCCAUCUCCUGCUUCUGACCCACGAGGCUUCACUCCCGCACCCCUGCAACGAAGUGUUCUAUUGAAGCCUCUCCUACCCUGUUGCAUAGCGCCUCUGCGCCUCAUCAUGUGCCACCGAGACUGAGCUGAAAGCUCCCCACCCCUCAGCUAUUUGCACCCUCUCUCUCUCCCACUGCAGCCUGAGUCCCCGGAGUGACAGCAAGCGGGUGCUGCUGAGCAUGGCCUUCCCCGGGCAACUCUGUCUAUGGCUUUUGGGGUUUUCUGUGGCGCUGGGGCAGGAGGGUAACAGUUGGGGGCAGAUGGUCCAGUGGGAAGAGAGUGGGAGGCGCCAUCGGCUACUAAAUUCAGGUUCUGAGUACCAGGCGACAGGGGGAGGUACUGGUGGAUCCCGAGUCCUGCUGGAUGGGAGCCGUAACGAAGGCUCGAACCUCCGCCGCCGUCAAGCACCUAGUUCUCCGCGCACUAGCUCCCAAACAGUCAGGGGGAAUACCAGACACCCCUUUGGCUUCGGCCAAGUGUCCGAAAACUGGCGCAGCGUAAGCGAAUCAGCAAGCACUGGGCGCUUCGUCCCCUCCGCAGGGGCCGGCGGUGGUGGCGGAAGGAUACGUCAGUCGUCUUCCCAGGCUUCUGUGGGUACACAGUUUUUCCCAAGGCCCCAACCCCCUUUUGUUCCCCAAGCUGACUUAAAUCCUCAGGGAUAUGAUGAUGGCUACGGGUACCAGAGAGCAGGAGGAGGGGGAGAAGGCUUUUAUGCGCAGUCAUGGGCUGGGGGGUAUGAGGACUUUUGGGAGGAGCCCUCACCACCUUUUGCACAACCCCCUUAUUUUGGUAAUCCCCCUAUUCUACCACCAGAACAAGCUCCUCAAGCCAACCCAGUGUUGCCCCAGGAUGGGCUGGAUCGCCGCUUUGCUCAUAGUCUGUUCCGUGGUGAAGACCCCCCAGUCUUAGCUAGUGAUCCUGUCCGCCCUAGUUAUGCUGGUGGGGGUGAUGCUGGGUUCCCUCCUUCUGGAGGGGUGAGAGAGGGAGAUGGAGGACAUUAUGCUCCAUCUAGACCAGAACCAGCCCUGCACCCAGCCAGAGUACCAAGUGUCCCAGCCUCAGGAGGCCAAGCCCAGGUUGAGCAACAAGGCAGAGCCAGCGCAGGGAGCGUAUACCGAGGCAACCAAAAUGGCAGAGGGCUACCUGAUUUGGUACCUGAUCCUAGCUAUGUCCAAGCUGCUACAUACAUUCAGCGAGCUCAUCUGUAUUCUCUGAGGUGUGCUGCCGAAGAGCACUGUCUCUCAAGCUCUGCAUACUCUGCUGAAGCCACAGAUUAUGAUGUUCGAGUUCUUCUGCGCUUUCCGCAAAGAGUGAAAAAUCAGGGAACUGCUGACUUUCUGCCUACACGCCCACACCAGGCCUGGGAAUGGCACAGCUGCCACCAGCACUAUCACAGUAUGGAUGAGUUCAGUCAUUACGACUUGCUGGAUGCUACAACUGGCAGAAAAGUUGCAGAGGGACAUAAAGCCAACUUCUGUUUAGAGGACACUACAUGUGACUUUGGGAACUUAAAGCGAUAUACAUGCACUUCACACACUCAGGGCCUGAGUCCUGGGUGCUACGAUACGUACAAUGCAGAUAUAGACUGUCAGUGGAUCGAUAUCACAGAGGUGAAACCUGGAAACUAUAUACUAAAGGUUGUAGUGAAUCCCAAGUUUAAGGUUCUGGAGUCGGACUUCACCAAUAACGUGGUGCGCUGUAAUAUCCACUAUACUGGACGUUAUGCAUCUGCUACAAACUGCCGCAUUACACAGUUUUGAGCAAGACUUUCAAGUACAACGUACCUAUGGGAGAUCAAGUUCCUGAACAAAUCAGUUUCUUUUUCUUUCUUACUCACACUGGGAUUUGUAUUAAUAUUUGUGUAAAAAGAUUUUAUUUUUUUAAAUAAAAUCUAUUUUCUAAUUUUCAAACAGAUUCAUGAAUCAGAAUUGACAUCUAGUGAGGGUAAACAAGGCAUUAACAAAGUCGUAAAAUAAAAAUGUUUGUUCUCUUCAAAA